AAAGGGCGUCAAAGGUGAAGCAAAUUUUCUCUGCGCUUUGUGAGGAGACUUGAGAGUUGAGACUUGAGAGAGAGAGAGAGAGAGUUGAGGGACGAUCUUAGACUCCCCCUCUUAAGCUUUUGCUCUCUUAUUACUCCCUCUUCUCUCUCCCGAAGCUUGUUUAGUUUGUUACUGAGGUGAUUUAAUCAUGUUUGGGCGUGCUCCAAGGAAGAGUGAUAGCACUAAAUAUUAUGAGGUUCUUGGUGUAUCAAAAAGUGCAAGUCAAGACGAAUUGAAGAAGGCAUAUAGAAAAGCUGCUAUAAAGAACCAUCCUGACAAGGGUGGAGAUCCUGAGAAGUUCAAGGAGCUGGCUCAAGCGUAUGAGGUACUUAGCGAUCCUGAGAAAAGAGAGAUUUAUGAUCAAUAUGGUGAAGAUGCUCUUAAAGAAGGAAUGGGAGGAGCUGGGCCUUCGCAUAAUCCAUUUGAUAUAUUUGAAUCUUUUUUUGGUGGAGGAGCCUUUGGUGGCGGUGGUAGCUCAAGAGUAAGAAGGCAAAAGCAUGGUGAAGAUGUUGUGCAUACUCUGAAAUGUUCUCUGGAGGAAUUGUACAAUGGAGCAACUAAGAAACUUUCUCUUUCAAGGAAUAUUCUGUGCCCUAAAUGUAAAGGGAAAGGUUCAAAAAGUGGGGCCUCUGGGAAAUGCUAUGGAUGCCAAGGUACUGGAAUGAAAAUAACAACACGACAGAUUGGAUUGGGCAUGAUUCAACAGAUGCAACAUGUCUGUCCAGAGUGCAGAGGCUCAGGUGAGGUCAUCAGUGAAAGAGAUAAAUGCCAGCAAUGCAAAGGAAGUAAGGUUUCUCAGGAAAAGAAGGUGCUGGAAGUGAAUGUGGAGAAAGGAAUGCAACAUGGCCAAAAAAUUGUGUUUGAGGGGCAAGCUGAUGAAGCUCCUGAUACAAUUACAGGGGACAUAGUGUUUGUAGUGCAACAAAAGGAGCAUCCCAAGUUUAAGCGGAAGUUCGAUGAUCUGUAUGUAGAACACACCCUUAGUCUCACUGAGGCUCUCUGCGGGUUUCAGUUUGCUUUGAUCCAUCUGGAUGGCAGGCAGCUACUUAUCAAAUCAAAUCCUGGCGAGAUCAUUAAGCCUGGUCAAUACAAAGCAAUUAACGAUGAGGGAAUGCCCCACCACCAAAGGCCCUUCAUGAAGGGUAGACUCUACAUCCAUUUCAAUGUGGAAUUUCCAGAGUCGGGGAUUCUUUCCCCAGAUCAGUGCCGGACUUUGGAGACUAUACUACCCCCAAGAGCAAGCAAGCAAUUGUCAGAUAUGGAGGAGGAUGAUUGUGAAGAGACCACCCUGCACGAUGUCAACAUUGACGAUGAGAUGAGACGGAAACAGCAUCAGCAUCAACAGGAGGCAUAUGAUGAAGAUGAUGAGACAUCGAUGCCACGAGUUCAAUGUGCGCAGCAGUAGGGCAAGAUAUAUUGUAUUCCCCGGUUGCUGAUGUGGCAGAGGCUGUCAUGUUGUCUUUGUCUGCGCUCUAUUAAGUUGCCUUGGUGAAGUUGGUGUCUAGUAUUUAUGUUAUGUUUCUGCCCCGGCAUUUUUGUGUUUUGAUUCUUAAAACAGGUUAUUGACAUAGCACAUUCUACAGUAGGUGAUAUAGGUGUUAUUUUUGAUAAUACAUAUAAAUUCAGAUGCUGUGUUACCUAUAAUA
Molecule: messenger RNA, 1685 nt
Organism: Pistacia vera
Lineage: Eukaryota; Viridiplantae; Streptophyta; Magnoliopsida; Sapindales; Anacardiaceae
Product: chaperone protein dnaJ A6-like
Exons: 8
Coding region: 188-1444 (418 amino acids)
Biological process (GO): response to heat; protein refolding
Cellular component (GO): cytosol; cytoplasm
Molecular function (GO): Hsp70 protein binding; ATP binding
Source: RefSeq, a predicted model, not a curated record